UUUGUGUGUGCGUGCUUAAUAACGCCCCGGCCAGAUUUGUGUCUGAACGCCACUGUUUCAGCACUAUCUCGAUAUGCUAGCCUUGAGCUGCCUGCUACACUGACAAGUUUCUGCGAUAUAGCCGAGAGUGGCUACGCGAGCGAGCAUCACAGCCUGAUAGCCUGCUGCUACCCCGGGAGAGGCAAUGAUGGCGGCGGCCGUAGAGAGAGGAGGAGUGCGGGCCGCUUUCCUGAACCCAGGUAGCGGCGGCGGGAUCGGUGGACCACCCCCGGCACCUAUGCAAUCUGCUCCCGGAGCCGCGGUUGGGGCGGGAGGCAUGGGUUCGAAUUCGGGUGGGUCGGAUGGUCCCAUGCCCGUGCCUAUGAAUCUUUUUGCGACAUGGGAAAUAGACCGCUCUUCUCCGAGUUGUGUUCCAAGAUUGUGCAGCCUGACCCUCAAGAAGCUGAUUGUCCUCAAAGAAUUGGACCGAGAGCUUAGCUCCGUGGUGAUAGCUGUCAAAAUACAGGGCUCCAAGCGCAUCUUGAGGUCCAAUGAGUAUGUACUUCCUCCAGAUGGACUGAUGGAGACUGACCUUGAGCUGACCUUCUCACUCCAGUAUCCCCACUUCCUCAAAAGGGACGCCAACCGAUUGCAGAUCAUGCUGCAGAGGAGGAAGCGAUAUAAAAACCGCACCAUCCUGGGGUAUAAGACCUUAGCUGUGGGCGUCAUCAAUAUGGCAGAGGUGAUGCAGCAUCCGACAGAUGGAGCCCAGAUCCUGGGUCUCCAUAGCAACGUGAAGGAGGUGCCGGUGCGUGCGGCCGAGCUCAGCGUGUAUUCCCUGUCCAGUCAGCCCAUUGACCAUGAGGACGGCAGCGGGCAGCCAGGGACCAAGGCCAAAGCCUUAGAUCGCUCCCCGGAUAUGGACAACUACUCAGAGGAUGACGACGACAGCUACUCCUCGGAGCAGGAAGCUAGCGACGAUGCUGUUCAACCAGUGGACCUGUACGAUGAGGAUGAGGAUGUGCAAAGGAAGCCAAAGAAAAACCGGAGGAAAAUGAUUCGUACAACAUCCAUGACAAGGCAACCCAAUUUCAAACAGAAGUUUGUGGCCCUGUUGAAGAGAUUCAAAGUGACGGAUGAGGUUCUGGACUCGGACCCAGUGGACCAGACCCAGGAGGUGGAGGAGGAUCUGGACCUGCUCUAUGAUAGUCUGGAGGUUUACAACCAGAGUGACAGCGGACCUGAGAUGGAGGACAACGAGAGUGUCCUCAGCACGCCCAAACCCAAACUCAAGCCCUUCUUUGAGGGAAUGUCCCAUUCGAGCUCCCAGACUGAGAUUGGGAGUCUACACAGUCAGAAGAGCCAGCCCAGGGACCUGGCCAGCAUCGGUGGAGAGCUGCUGUCCCCGGACAGGGCCAAAGUCCAAAUAGGGACCAAGUAUACAGACGACAGCGCCGGAUUGGAGUCUCCUGCAGGGGAUGCGGAGGAUGAGGAGACUAGGGCUGGCACAGGGUCAGGGGAGGCUAACCCCACUCCCAUCAGCUGGGACCUGAGCACGGACAAACUGCCCGGCCCAGUGGCCAAACUCUGCAAGACCGAGUCCCAGACACUCAUGUCGCCGAGUAAAACAGAGAACAAGCUGCAGAGGCGUCCUAGAAGCACAUCCAUGAAGGACCGACAGAACUCCAAGGCCCAGAGUGACAGGACCAGCAGCAUCGACAGCGAGACAUCCCCGGAAUCCAGGAUCGCUGUCCAGGUCCCCAGGAAGUCAGUGUAUGACCAGCUAAACCAGAUCCUUAUCUCCGACGAGCAGCUCCCCGAGAGCAUCAUCCUCAUCAACACCACAGACUGGCAGGGCCAGUAUCUAUCUGAGAUUCUCCAUGAGCACAGCCAGCCUAUCGUGUGCACCAUCUCUGGUGCGGAUGUCCAUGCGGCCUUCAACACCAUAGUCACCAGGAUCCAGAGAUUCUGUAACUGCAAUGCCCAGACACCCCCCACCAUCAAAGUGGCAGUGGCCGGAGACCAGAGUUACCUCAGCACCAUCCUCAGGUGCUUCGUGGAGCAGCUGGCUAACAAGACGCCUGAUUGGCUCAGCUACAUCCGCUUCCUGGUCAUCCCUGUUGGCACUCAUCCUCUGGCCAAACACAUGUCUUCGUUCGACAGUAAGUUCAACAACAUCUUCAUGGACGCUGGCUGGAGGGACUUGUUCGGCAGACUGGAGGCCCCAACAUCAGUUUCCAUAGACAACAUUGAUGUAGCAGGCCGCGUGUCUCAGUACCUGGCUGGGGCCAGCGUCUCGCACCAGUGUCCCAUCUCUGAGGCAAUGCUCACCUACAAACAGAAAAGGAAGAGAAGCUUGUAUUUUGAUUUUUACAUCAGCCCUGACGAGGACUCCUGUCAGAAGUUUGUGCCAUUCAUUGGGCUGGUGAAAGUGGGCAUCGUUGAGCACAACCUUUCAACCUCAAUGGACUCUGAUGAUGCUGUGAUGGGGAGCAUCAAUAUGCUGGCCUCCCCUCCCCCCCCACCGGGACCACCCUACAUGAAGGACCUGACCUGCACCCCGCCCCCCUCCCCCUCCGUCUCAGCCACCCUCGCCGGAGCCGGCUCUCCGGUGACGGGCGGGGAGGUGAUGGGGCUCCAGGUGGACUACUGGGCAUGUCACGGCGUCGACAAGAAGAAGGAAGGUGAGAAGCGAGACGUGGGCAUCAAGAAUACCCUGAAGAGCAACUUCCGCUCGCUGCAGGUGUCCCGCAUCCCCAACGGGGGCGAGCUGACCCCUCCUCCCGGCAUGGCCAUGACUGUCGUCAUGAAGGAGAAGAACAAGAAAGUGAUAUUCCUGAGUAAAAAGCCCAAGGAGAAGGAGGUGGACUCCAAGAGCCAGGUGAUCGAGGGCAUCAGCAGGCUGAUCUGCGCUGCCAAACACCAGCACACCAUGCUGAGAGUGUCCAUUGACGGUGUGGAGUGGAAUGACGUCAAGUUUUUCCAGCUGGCCGCCCAGUGGCCCACUCACGUCAAGCACUUUCCUGUUGGCAUCUUCGGCUACACCAAGCCUGCCAUGUGACAUAUCACUGCCACCUAAACCCAAGUAUGGGUAGCUGCAGCCCAAUAUGGCGACCGGAGUAUGGGCAAGCGGGUGUGUCGAAAGGAGUGGGUGUAUGGAAAGCUAAUCAACUAAUUGGGAAGAUUUGUUGCCACUAAAGACCGUUUUGCAUGGCUGAUACGAGUCAAUAAGCCACCGACCACUGCAGCGGUUUUGUAUCGAGGUGCCUGCUGACCAGCGGUGCUUCCCACUGGGCAGCCGUGUCACAUAGUCGCCAGCGGUAGCUAACAUGGCAACAACAACAAAAAUCUCCCAUGAUUUUGUUUCCAAUAGGAUAGAAGCCUACACAAGAAAUAACUAAUAUUGAUAACCAUGGAGAUUUCACAUUGACACAUACAUACAGUCUACUCAAUGGGCAGGGCAUGAAGGGCAACAACACCUGGACACAGUGUCCUUGCUCCCGCUUUUCCAAGCACCACUGUCCCGGUGUGAGAAGUAGCUAUUUAGAAGCCAGGGUGACCGUCACAGUGAGCAUACGCAUACAAGCAAUAGUACACCCAUCAUCAGUACUUUUUUUUUUUUUUAAAUAAACAAUUGUCAGUUUUACAACUUAAAAGGUACAAUUAUUUGUGUAAAACUAACAGCGAAAUACGAAUCAAACUCAAGUCCAAACUCUCUCAGUACGAUAGUUGUGUGGUAAGAACCGGAACAAAAAAACUGCAUCAUCAAAACCGUCUAACCCACUGGUUCUCAAUCCUGGUCCUGUGGACCCAAAGGGAUGCAUUUUAUUUUUUUCAACUCAUGAGGCUUUGGUGAUUUAAAUCAGGUUUGUAGUGCUAGAGCAAAAAUCUAAAUGUGCACCCCUUUGGGUCCCCAGGAUCAGGAUUGAGAACCAGUGGUCUAACCUAUAGUAGAGCGCUUUCGACAUAUCCAUUCCUUUCCACACGCCCACUACUUUCCUUUCGACACACCCACUCCUUUCCACACACCCACUACUUUCCUUUCGACACACCCACUCGGCCAUACUCAGGUCGACAUAUUGGGCUGCAGCUACCCCCUUCUCUCUAAACCCUGACCCUAGAACAGCCAUUAUCUCUCCCAUAGAGAGAGACAAGCUGGAUUCCAUUCUGAAAAAUCACUCCCCUCCUUUCUGUUCUUUGAUAUUUGUAUUUACUAGAUAUUGAGGCUAUAAAUAUGGUAAUAGCUCCAUCAAGUGAAGAUUAUAGGUCCUUACAUGCUGGUUCCCAAUGUUUCAAAAUGAAAUUAUUAGAAAUACAUUUCUAAGUCUAAGUUUGAAAUGAAUCCAACUCUUUCAGCUCUCCAUGGGCUUUCCAAGUUACCGAAGGUAGUGGGGAAAGCUGGGAGUAAAAUCCACCAGAUUGGAACCCAGCCGAGGCUGCUCUGACCAAGCAAUAAAACGUAAACAAACCCCCUAGUCCUUUUCCUGUGGAAACUGUCCAAUUACAAACCUGUGUUCCCAGUAUAAAAUGGAUGUUGCUGUCAACGUCAAAUGUUACUGUUUUAUCCACCAGCAAAAAAAAUAAGGGAAAAAAUGUAUGCUGCCUUUUAAGUAUAAUAGUAUAUAUUGUGGUUAGAAACUUAGAAUGGCCACCUGUAAUGGCAGCUUUGUUGGCACUUUUUGUUACUAUAUUAUUAUUUCUGUGAAAUCCUAUAUUGGUAAAUGUCCUGUAUAUAAUGCAAGAGGAUUGAAGGGGUGCGUUGGAGUGUGUUCGCAGUGUGUGCCGGGAGGCAGUGUGUGUUACUGAUUUUUAAGGGAAAGGGUGGGAUGCUAAGAGAGGAAUUGCUGUGAAAUUUGCAGAGGAACCCCUCUUGCUAUGGAGAGAUGUAUUUCAUUCUCUUUUUUUUAUUGAGAAAAGUGACUUAAGUUUUUGAUACACUACUUUCAAGCUAGUAUAUUUGCCUUCUUGAUUUAGAAGCACAUUUUACGGAAACAGAAUAGGGACAAUCAGUAAACCAAGAUACUUGGAACUGUAUAACGAGAGACGUUCAUCAGAGAGUGGGAUGUAUUCUUAGACGAGAUCAAUGCAGGGACUUCACUUGUGAAUUUGUGAAGAGGGACGUAGGUGCAUGCAAGAAUCUCUGGACACAAACGUGAAUAGGAGAGAGGAGUGAGAGUGGGGGAGGACAUGGAAAGAAUGAAACAAAUGUCUUGUUCCCAGUGCCCUGCUCUAACACACCUGAUUAGCCUACUGUCUCUGCAAAGGGCUCAGCAGUGCAGUUUUCAGUAAUACCUUUCUCACACUACUACUGAGUUGAUCCAAGCUCUACUGCACUGGCCUGGUUAAGCAUCCAUUAUAGUUGCUGGAAUUGUGUUCCAAAUGACCAGGUGGAAAGAAAAUACAGUUAAACAUAGUACAGUUUUGCUUGGUACAGUAGUGUGAAAAGGGUAUAAGAAUUCCCCGGUGCGUUGCUCGGUUCUUAUUUACCGGUGACUUUGAAGUGGUGUUCUUUUUUCUAACUUCAUCCAUUCUGAAAGACAGCAAUCCCUUUAUGAACCUAGCGUGCCGUAUUCAACAAUGAACAAAUUGCUGUCAACUGUUCUCUGUUUUUAUACUCUCUUUAAAGAUGGACCCACUCAUAACGUUGAGUCAAAAAGGGCCACAGGCUUCAUUGGUUUUUAGGGAAUUGCCAGGAUUGACUCUGGGUACAUUGUGAGGGACCAUUUUAAUGUCGGCAAUGUUUCUGUAUCGUGUGUUGAUGUUGUUUCAUGAGGUGUGUUUUCUCAUAGACCUAUGGGGGAAAUAACGUCCUGUGCCACUUCAGUCGAGGCUAUGCAGGACACUGGAAGGAACUUGGAAGUCAAAACAUCAGAUUCCUGCCUUAGUUAUUCCGCCUCCGUCUUUUGACCUGGUAUGUUUGUGUUGUCUAAUGUGACUUGACAUGAAAAAAAAAGAUUUUUUCCCCUUUUUUUAACUAGGCAAGUCAGUUAAGAACAAAUUAUUUUCAAUGACGGCCUAGGAACAGUGGGUUAUAACUGCCUGUUCAGGGGCAGAACGACAGAUUUGUACCUUGUCAGCUCAGGGGGUUUGAACAGGCAACCUUCCGGUUACUAGUCCAAUGCUCUAACCACUAGGCUACCCUGUCGCCCAAAUGAAAAUGCAUUUCAUUUGGAUGAAAGUGUGUUUUGGAGACUUUUAAGUGUGUGUGUUUGUGUGUGCAUGCGCUGAUAAGGGAUACUGUGUAACACCAUUUGUCAAUUUCAACCCUUUGAAAACUAUGGCUUCACUUGCGAUUAGAUACCACAUCUAUAGUAUUACAUUUGAUGUAUUUUUUGUUCAUCUUCACAGUGGUAGCUGAUUUUAACAACAGUGUAUGUUACAGUAAAUUUUAUCCUUCAUGCAUUGCUGACCGUCAAGGUGUCUUGUGUUUUUGCCUCGGAAAGAGGGAAGGUCUUCAGUCAAUCCCACUCAUUUCACUGUAUAAUGUUCCACUAUUUCAUGAUACAAAUCAACACUAUAUAUAUAAAAGUAUGUGGACACCCCUUCAAAUUAGUGGAUUCGGCUAUUUCAGCCACACCCAUUGCUGACAGGUGUAUAAAAUCGAGCAGAGCCGAGUAAUCUCCAUAGUCAAACAGACAGUAGAAUGGCCUUACUGAAGAGCUCAGUGACUUUCAACGUGGCACUGUCAUAGGAUGCCACCUUUCCAACAAGUCAUUUCAUCAAAUUUCUGCCCUGCUAGAGCUGCCCUGGUCAACUGUAUAUUCAUGCCCAUGAUUUUGGAAUGAGAUGUUGGACGACAAGGUGUCCACAUACUUUCUUUCAUGUAGUGUAUGUAUACAUAACUGAUACAUAAAUAUGUUCCACUACUUAAUAAUACAUAUUUAUAUUAUAGCACUACUUUUGGGAAGUCAAGCGGCACCAAGUAAUACCUAGAAAAACUGGACAGUCUAAUAACUCCAACAUUGAGCUUUACAGCUCUUUUAAGUAUAGUUAAAGUUUGCAUAUGUUUUUGCACAAACAUUAUUUUAAAUGAUGUGACAGACAGUAUUCUUUCUUUUUUAAAUGAACCACUAAGAGAAUACAAGGAAAAAUCUCUUGUUUUUAUGAUGUCAUGUUUCAUAUCAGUUUUUGUUUAUUGAAAUAUUUGUUUUAUUUCCAUCUUACUCUUUAUUAAGUUUUUGUAUGGCCAUUUUAUUAUUCUAACCCUUUUUAAGAAAAGAGUUGAGCUCUUUUGUAAAGAAAUUCUGUUUGGAAAUUGGGUUUUGAAGUGUUGUAAGUGAAAAACAGGCUAUUAAAGGAGUGUUGAGAGAA
Oncorhynchus kisutch (coho salmon) is the source of this 7290-nucleotide messenger RNA. RefSeq names its product phosphofurin acidic cluster sorting protein 2. Gene Ontology annotation, molecular function: transmembrane transporter binding. Bases 185 to 3040 code for a protein of 951 amino acids. The record is from RefSeq and is a predicted model, not a curated record. Gene Ontology annotation, biological process: protein localization to plasma membrane. The transcript is spliced from 25 exons. Lineage: Eukaryota; Metazoa; Chordata; Actinopteri; Salmoniformes; Salmonidae.